Molecule: messenger RNA, 2655 nt
Organism: Rhodofomes roseus
Lineage: Eukaryota; Fungi; Basidiomycota; Agaricomycetes; Polyporales; Fomitopsidaceae
Exons: 11
Coding region: 1-2655 (884 amino acids)
Source: RefSeq, a predicted model, not a curated record
AUGUCCGAGAUUAUCGUCUCUGUGACCAAUGCUUCGGAGCCGGAGGAAGAGCGCCGAGCACGAGCACAUGCGAAGAGGGAACGCCAGGUGCAGCGCUGGGCCCACGAAGUCUUGCCCUCGCUGCUUCGCCCAUACCUACGGCUGCUCCACGAAUCUGCAUCUUUGCGAACGAUCGACCGGCGGAGCGCGGCGUUGUUGUCGUGUACGUGUUCAGGUGGGAGCCGCCGUUUGACACUGGAGAGAUACAUCACAGAUCUCGAGACCAUUGAGCUGCGUAUAUGUGGCUGUUUGGGCGCCGCUCCGCAGCUCAUAGCCCGCGGACUAUUCCCGUGUGCCCCGCAGGCCCCGACUCUUGCUGUCGACAUCUCCUUACUCCAAUUCACGCGCGCGCUCUUUGUGCGACUUCCCCCGAACACGACGUCCUUUUGCGAGACAUUAGAAGCGUUUUUGGAGGCCCGGAACUACAAGCUCAAAUCCAGGGAAUCAAUGCGUCGACGUUUCGGGAACGCUCUCCUAUGGUACUCAAACUUAUCCAACAAUGUUGAUCGCUUUGUGCGUGAUCGCAUUGAGAUUGAGCGAUCGCGUUUGAUCGAAGCGGCGGCCGUUCAAGACACAAUUGCAAAUGAGAGGUUGGGUCUGCGUGAUACUGCGACAAGCUCCGAUCCCUCUGCUCCUGCGGGAGAAACAUGCAAUACUCGUGGGCGUGCGAGCGAGUAUCUGCGCGCGCGGUGCCCUCUGUGUUUUGGCUCGGAAUAUGUGCAUCAGAAAGAUGGGAUUCCAGACGUCAUUGUGUGUCUCGACGCGUGCUUCACGCAGAAGCGCCGCAAAGGCAAGGCUGGUAUGCGUGAUCCGCCGCGUGCCCACCCCGACACGGUCUUCGUCCCGGAGGCAGAUGUACGCACCAUGGAGAGCUUUGUCGAGCAGACGCGACGGGGCGACGACCAAGGUGUGCCGGCUCCGACCGAGAGUCAUGAUCGCGUGGAGGGCGGCCUCAAGCUGCCCAAUUCUGUUCUCGACGGAUGUAACGAGUCGUUCACCGCGGCUGACGAGCGUCGCCAGAAAGCCAGCACGCAGUUCUUCGCAGACACGGGGCUCAUGGCAAUGCUCUGUCGCCAUGAUCGGGUUCUGUGGCUCGUCAAUAUGACCUCGGCUGGCGAGAAACAGCACUACGCGCUGGUCCUGGUACGACGCCUCUUCGAUCACCUACCGUCACAUGUCACCAUUGGUCUCCUGUACGACAUCGCUUGCCAACUGCAUCGAAGCAUCGUCAAAUGGGAUUUUCUCGGGUCGCUUGCUAGCCGACUCAUGUAUGCUCUCUCUGUCUUCCACGCCUUUGGACACCAGUGGCCGUGCCAAUUGGUCUACCACCCUCGCAAAUGUGUUGGCUUUGGGCUCUCAGAUGGCGAAGGCUGUGAGAGGUUCUGGAGUUCAAUUCAGAGGCUAAUUCCGUCAUUGCGAGUAUCCGGUUACCACCAGCGCUUGUUUGUCAUUGACACGCAGGUGAAGCACCUCGACGUCAUGUCACUCCGCAAACUAGGGCAAUGGCUCAGCCGCAAGUGGUACCGGUGCCAUGAUCGACUGUCCACUGCUCAGCGGGAAGUCCAAGACUCUGGAUUCUCUUCGGACGAGCUGCGAGCAGAAUGGCGUCUUCAAAUUGAAGCACAGACCAAGCCAGCUCCAAAACAGUCACGGAACCGAGGAGCGAAGACCAUUGAAGCAAUUCUGGCCUUGCAGAAGAGCCAGGCCUCUUAUGACGAGACCAUACGGGGACUUGAGGAGCGACUACUGGGUGAUCUAGAGGCCCGUGCAAAACGCUCGCGCAUUGUUGCUGCUAUCAUGCACAAGCGCACUGCGUUGGGGGUCAAUGAACGUUCACAGCUCUCUCGUCUCACCAAGAACAAGUUUCUGCAAGUACGAAUGAACGCGCGGGCUCUCAAGCAACGCAUCCGUGACCGGCUCCGCCAGCGGAAAUUUGAGCUUGACCGAUUUGAGCGUUCAUACCGUAAUACAACGAACAAGCACAAGCUCAGCAACCACGUUGAAUCUGCAGUCAAGCGCCGUGAACCUGGAAUACUGAAGCUUGCCAAGGCCUACAAUGCCCUGUGCAAGCAGAUGUCAACCAUGGUUCAGCAGCGCAAGGCUCCUCGGUUUGCAGUUGCACCAGAUCCUAUCCAGAGUAAUGGGCUGUUCAAGCUUGAUGUGGAUGAUGACAUCUGGCAGGACGUAGGACUUGAGGAUGAUGACUUUGGGGCUAGUGCAUCUGACCCAGAUGAGUCCGCUGUUCCCCGCUGGCUGGGUGAUGAGGCGGUGCGAUCUGCAAUCAAGGCACAGUUGAUGCUGGACCGCUGCUUGGAGGAGAAGGACCGCUUGUCUGUGGAGCGGUAUACCAUGCAGAAGUGGAUGCAGGAAGAGUGGAGGUCUCUGGAGGCUGCAAUUGCAAGUGCUGCUGAAGACCCAAAUUUGUUGUUCCAACUCAACAUUCGCCGCUCGGAGUUGUGCCGUCUGUGUGCAACAUGGCAACAUCAUGUGCGUGCAAUCCCCAGUGCUCAUCCCAUUUCUGCAUCAUGGGGCCCAUCAGAGUAUGAGCUGAAUGAGGCUGCACUCUAUGAGAUCUCUGAAGGCAACAGCCUUGAGGGAUGCAUACCAUACAUCUGA